AUGGCUCCUCUAUCCGGUAUCUGGCUGCCAACUCCUCUGCCUCGUCUUCACUACGGACCCAACUGCGUAUCUCAACACUUACUUUCCGCCCUCCCAACACCCACAUCCAAAGCAUUCAUCAUAACAGGCCAAUCUCUGAGCAAAACCCCAUUACUUCCAAACCUCGAAAAACUUCUGGACAAACACCACGCAGGCACAAUAUCCUGUAUCCGCCAACACACCCCCGUCAGCGACAUCGACCACACAGCAGAGCAAAUCCUCCCUCAGAAAGGCAACAUCGACACCCUAAUCUCCCUCGGCGGGGGAUCAGUCAUUGACGCAACGAAAAUCAUUUCCCAUCGAUACCACGAAGCACACAACGUAUGGCUAACCCACAUUACUAUCCCGACAACUCUGAGCGCAGCAGAAUGUACCCCCGGCGGGGGCUACACGUCCAAUGGGACUAAAAAGGCAAUCAUAGAUGCGGGGAUGGGAGUAUCUAGUAUAUUCUACGACCCGGGGUAUAAGAAAUACACACCUGUGGAUUUGUGGCUGCGGACAGGGAUGCGUGCCCUUGACCACGCAGUGGAAUGCAUGUAUAAUCCGAUUGCAAGCGAAAUACCCUGGAAGGUUCUGGCGCUGUGGGCUGCGGCUGAGUUAUGGGAGGGUCUGCCGCAAGCGAAGACGCACCCAGUAGAUGAGGAGGUGACAGUGCGGUUGAUGUUAGCGGCGUAUGCUAGUUCGGGACUCAAGGGGGCUGGGAUUAGGGGGAUGGGGCUGUCGCAUCGAUUGGGACAUGCGCUUGGUGCGCCGUAUGGGAUUCCACAUGGAACGACAUCGUGUUUGACGUUAGGAAAGGUGGUAUUGCUGAAGGCAAGGGAGAAGAACUGUGCAGAGCACAUUGCUAGGUUGGCUCCAUGUUUUGGAGGGGUCAGGACAGGGGACGAUACUGCUGAUGCGAUGUUUGUUGGAGAGAGGAUUUUGAAGCUGGUGAGGGAGUUGGAAUUGGACGGGAAGUUGGGAGAUUGGGGAGUGGGGACAGAGGAAAAGAGUGUGAUUGUGAAGAGGGCAAUGGGGGAUGAUGUACGGGUUGAGGAGAUGGAAAAAUUGGUCGAUGAAUUGUUUUAG
Molecule: messenger RNA, 1107 nt
Organism: Aspergillus tanneri
Lineage: Eukaryota; Fungi; Ascomycota; Eurotiomycetes; Eurotiales; Aspergillaceae
Product: iron-containing alcohol dehydrogenase
Exons: 1
Coding region: 1-1107 (368 amino acids)
Cellular component (GO): mitochondrion
Molecular function (GO): metal ion binding; alcohol dehydrogenase (NAD+) activity
Source: RefSeq, a predicted model, not a curated record